Prosopis cineraria is the source of this 1488-nucleotide messenger RNA. Its product is annotated as E3 ubiquitin-protein ligase SINAT5-like. The coding region runs from base 318 to 1310 and encodes 330 amino acids. NCBI's taxonomy places the organism in Eukaryota, Viridiplantae, Streptophyta, Magnoliopsida, Fabales, Fabaceae. Gene Ontology annotation, biological process: multicellular organism development; ubiquitin-dependent protein catabolic process. The transcript has 3 exons. The record is from RefSeq and is a predicted model, not a curated record. Gene Ontology annotation, molecular function: zinc ion binding; protein binding; ubiquitin protein ligase activity. Gene Ontology annotation, cellular component: cytoplasm.
CUCUCAGGGGCAGAGGUAGGGAGCCAGCCAAGAAAGGAACCUGUUCUUCAAGAGAAAGUAGUUUGCUCUGUUGGAAUCCACGCGCUCAUCCGUUUCACCGAUCCAUGAAAAUCCCCAUCUUCCUUCUCCUAUUUUCUUCUUUUCUCUUGUAAAUUUCCUGGAAAAGCAAAGGAAAAAUAAGAGAACGAAGAGAAUUGAGGGAAGAAGAUUCUGAGAGGGGAAUGCCCGGAUAAAUUUUGGGGAAAUUUCUGAUUUUGAUUAUCGUGUGCUUCUUUCUUUCUUAUUUCGCUCCACUUGAAGGGGAUUUUCGGUGAGUGAUGGACUUGGACAGCAUCGAGUGUGUUUCAUCCUCGGAUGGCUUGGAUGAGGAUGAGAUCCAACACCAUAGUCUGCAUCCCCACCCCCAUCUUCAUUCUGAGUUUUCUUCAACGAAGCCUCGCAAUGGAGGCACCAAUAAUAACAAUAUUAUGGGUCCUACGGCCAUUGCUCCUGCAACCAGUGUCCACGAAUUGCUGGAGUGCCCUGUCUGUACCAAUUCAAUGUACCCACCAAUUCAUCAGUGCCACAAUGGGCACACACUGUGUUCCACAUGCAAAACGAGAGUUCACAACCGAUGUCCUACUUGUAGACAAGAACUUGGAGAUAUUAGGUGUCUAGCACUAGAGAAGGUGGCUGAAUCACUCGAGUUACCAUGCAAGUACUAUUCCCUUGGAUGCCCCGAAAUCUUUCCUUACUACAGCAAGCUCAAGCAUGAGGCAGUCUGCAAUUUCAGACCAUACAAUUGUCCUUAUGCUGGAUCUGAAUGCUCUGUUGUUGGGGAUAUUCCAUUCCUUGUUGCUCAUUUGAGGGACGAUCAUAAGGUAGAUAUGCACACAGGUUGUACUUUCAAUCACCGGUACGUGAAAUCAAAUCCCCGUGAAGUAGAGAAUGCAACUUGGAUGCUCACGGUCUUUCAUUGUUUUGGCCAGUACUUUUGCCUUCAUUUCGAAGCUUUUCAGCUUGGCAUGGCUCCUGUGUACAUGGCAUUCCUUCGUUUCAUGGGUGAUGAGAACGAAGCUCGAAGCUACAGUUAUAGCCUAGAGGUUGGGGCAAAUGGUAGGAAACUUAUAUGGGAGGGUACUCCCCGAAGUAUUCGCGAUAGCCACCGGAAAGUUAGGGAUAGCCAUGAUGGCCUUAUUAUCCAGCGAAAUAUGGCCUUGUUUUUCUCUGGUGGGGAUAGGAAGGAACUCAAGCUUAGAGUUACGGGAAGAAUUUGGAAAGAACAACAGAAUCCUGAUGCUGGGGUGUGCAUACCAAAUCUUUGUAGCUGAUUUCAUUUGUUGUUUUGGAGGUUCUUUUUGUUGCGUGCUGUAUUACACCAAACCUCUGUAAGUUAUAAUAGAUGAACUCAAUUUUCAGUGUCCGGAGUUGGUGUAAUAAACAAGAUUUUCCUUACUUAAAAAUGCUUGCAAUUCCCAGAAUGAUCUAAUUGUCAAACUUAGACUUAAA